ACGAAAAGAGAAGCCCCGCUGACACCACCAGCGCCUUCUACUCGCUGCUCUUCUCCGCCACCCUCCCUCGCUGGCUUCGCUACGGGCGGUGCCCACUCCAAACACCGAUGCCGGAGUUGGGGACGCGUGACGCAGAUUUGACGCGCCGAGAUCGGACAUGCGUGAUGUAUAAGACAAUGCCUCCAACACCGCAUCCAUCAUCACUAUCACAACAACAGCCAUGGUCGUUGCCCCAGAGAUCACCCAGAACAUUAAGGACGCAGCGAGCAAGCUCGACGCCAUCUCAGACGAGGUUGACGAGGUUAACAUCCUCAAGCUCAAGGAGAAGGAGGCCUUCACGUCCGAGUCCAAGUUCGACGCCGAGAAGGACAAGGCGACAUUCCGGCAAUACGAGGAUGCAUGUGACCGGGUCAAGAACUUCUACGCUGAGCAGCACGCCAAGCAGACGCUCGCAUACAACCUCGCAAUCCGUGAGGAGUUCCAGAACUCUGUGCGCGCCCGCAUGACGGUGUGGGAGGCGAUGGAGCUGCUCAACGAGCUCGUGGACGAAAGUGACCCGGACACGUCAGUGGGGCAGAUCGAGCACCUGCUGCAGACGGCUGAGGCGAUGCGCAAAGACGGCAAGCCCGACUGGAUGCAGGUCACGGGACUAGUGCACGACCUGGGCAAGCUUCUGUGCUUCUUUGGGGCGCAGGGCCAGUGGGAUGUCGUCGGUGACACCUUUGUUGUAGGGUGCAAGUUUAGCGACAAGAUCAUCUACCCAGACACCUUCAAGGCCAACCCCGACUUUCACGACCAGAAGCUCAUGACGGAGAACGGUAUCUACGAGCCUGGAUGUGGCCUCGACAACGUCCUCUUGAGCUGGGGCCACGACGAGUACCUCUACCACGUCAUGAAGCGCCAAUCGACCCUCCCCCGCGAGGCUCUCAGCAUGAUCCGCUAUCACUCGUUCUACCCCUGGCACCGCGAGAACGCAUAUCGCCACCUUAUGAACGCCGACGAUGAGGCGCAGCUUGAGGCCGUCCUUGCGUUCAACCCAUACGACCUGUACUCCAAGUCGGACGCACCUGUCAAGGUCGAGGAGGUUAAGGAUUACUACAUGGGUCUCAUCAACAAGUACAUCCCCGGCGUUAUCGAGUGGUAGGCGUGUUAUUAUAGUAAAUUUAGACUUUUGUACAAUACGUAUUCGCGGCAGCGUCUGCCAUUAGACCAUGUACUUUGCAUAUGGACUAUUCCCCUUCUUAGGUAG
Messenger RNA from Cutaneotrichosporon oleaginosum, 1249 nucleotides. RefSeq lists its product as uncharacterized. Gene Ontology annotation, cellular component: cytoplasm. Gene Ontology annotation, biological process: inositol catabolic process. The record is from RefSeq and is a predicted model, not a curated record. Lineage: Eukaryota; Fungi; Basidiomycota; Tremellomycetes; Trichosporonales; Trichosporonaceae. Gene Ontology annotation, molecular function: iron ion binding; inositol oxygenase activity.